This is a messenger RNA of Chaetomium strumarium, 1335 nucleotides long. RefSeq lists its product as uncharacterized. The record is from RefSeq and is a predicted model, not a curated record. Bases 234 to 1157 code for a protein of 307 amino acids. Gene Ontology annotation, molecular function: acetyltransferase activity. Lineage: Eukaryota; Fungi; Ascomycota; Sordariomycetes; Sordariales; Chaetomiaceae. The transcript is spliced from 2 exons.
CUCGAAACCUGCGUGAUCUCGAAGCUUCUGGGUGGAAUGCCGAGCCUUCAGCUGCAUAUAGAUUUAAGUUGUUGCAGGUGGCGCUUUGCGGGGAGACUCCGCAGUUCGCAAGUUUCAAGGCCAAUGUCUCAAGUUUCAACUCCUCUAGACCACCAACUUCUCAAGAGCCUUAAUCCCUCAACCAAACUUCAGAAUCGAGCACUACGAAGUUAUCCCCACCCGCACUCCUUACAAUGCCGCAUCUCUAUAGCAAUGAUCAACUCAGACGGUACUUCGAACACAUCGGGCUAGGCAGCGAUUUCGAUCUUGCCCAGGAGCCUUCUUUGUCGCUCCUCACCAAGCUGCAGACGCGGCACAUGGUGCGCGUCCCCUUCGAGAGCCUAUCGCUGCACUACUCGAGACACCGCCUCUUGUCGCUCGACCCGGAGGAUCUCUUCAAGAAGAUCGUCGAGAAUGGCAGGGGCGGAUACUGCAUGGAAGUCAACGCCUUCUUCGCCACCGUCCUGCGCAGCCUGGGAUUCAGGCUCUACAGCGCUGGCGCAAGAGUUAAGGGACCAAGCGGGUACAAGGGAUGGGACCACAUGGUCAACAUCGUCACCAUCAACGGCGAGCGAUACCUAGUCGACGUCGGAUUCGGCUCCAACGGGCCCACGCACCCCAUCCCGCUGCACGACGGCGUCGAGUUUGAUGGCGUACCCCCCGCUCGCGGGAGGCUGCAAUAUCGGAAGCUCGACGAGCACACCGACCCCAACCAGCGCGUGUGGCUGUACGCGGUGCAGGCCGCCGACAGGGAGGACUCCUCCUCGGCCUGGAGGGACAUGUACCACUUCGUCGAGACCGAGUUUCUGCCGGAGGACUUCGAGGUGAUGAACCUCGCGACCAUGACGGCGCCGCAGAGCUUCUUCGUGCAGAGCGUCAUGUGCAUGUGCACGAUUCUGGAUGAGCAAGAGGAGCGCCCCGUUGGGUUGCUGAUUCUGCAUAGGGAUUAUGUGAAGCGGAGGGUCGGGGGUGAGGCUGGGAUCAUUGAGCUGUUCGAGACCGAGGAGCAGAGGGUCGCGGCGCUGAAGAAGUACUUUGGCAUUGUGCUGAGUGCUGAGGAGAAGAAGGCAAUUCGGGGGCUGGCGAGCGAGAUCAGGUCGAAGGAGAACCAUGCAUGACGGUGUGGGGGGUAGGAGGUCUGUCGAGGACUCGAGCUAGAUGAUAGAUUCUAGACUCUAGAGUUAAAAUAAUAAGAGCCUUCACCAGGAUAUUAGGCUUGGCCAGAACAGUGAACUGAACGAUAUCGGUCGACUUAUGAAUUGAUUGGAUAACCUGAUCAACGAUUCAACGGAGUGG